UCGUAGCGUUUGAAUCGCCGCUUCGGCUCAUACCUCGGGGAUAGUUCAAGUGAGUUCGGUGUCAGUACGAUACACGUUAAUUUCAAUUAUUUUCAUUGUUGUGCGCUUUAUUGCCCUCAUCGUUAAAAACCUCGAAUAUACGAUCACAGGAUAUAUACGACAACUUGACAAAGACAUCAAAGCAUCAUCAUCGUCAUCAUGGGCGGUCAACAGCAGGAGAGCAGCGACAGUCGGCAGCAGCAGCUGCGAAGCAGCGAGGUCUACCAGUGCGGCCUGAGCUCGCAGGCCCAGGCGGUGGCCAAGCAGCAGCUGCGCGAGGACGAGGCGACCCGCAAGCACGCCCUCGAGCAGUUCCGCGAGUGGAUACGCCAGCAUCCGCGCAUCAAGCGCUGCCGCACCGACGCCGUCUUCCUGCUGCGCUUUCUGCGCACCAAGAAGUUCAGCCUGCCCCAGGCCCAGGAGAUGCUCGAGCGCUACCUCACCAUCAGGCAGACGUAUCCGGACUGGUUUCAGAAUCUCGACAUCGAGGACCCGGGCAUCGAGGCGAUCAUCGACGCGGGCUACCUCGUGCCGCUGCUGCUGCGCGACGAGCAGGGCCGACGCGUCAUACUCAGCCAGGCGGGCCGCUUCGACCCGUACAAAUUCACCUCGGCCCAGAUGGUCCGGGUGCACAGUCUCGUGGUGGAGGCACUGAUGGACGACGAGGACAGUCAGGUGCACGGCUACACGUAUCUGAACGACGAGUCGGGCCUCACGAUGGGCCACCUGUCGGCCUGGUCGGUCAGCGACAUACGCAACAUGCUCACCUGCAUACAGAACAGCACGCCGAUGCGACACAAGGAGACCCACCUGCUCAACGUGCCCGGCUGCGCCAACAAGAUCAUCGAGUUCGCCCUGGGCAUGCUGAGCGACAAGCUGAGGUCGCGGGUGCUGCUGCACAAGAACGUGAAGGAGCUGCAGAAGAGGAUAGACCCGAAGAUACUGCCCAAGGAGUACGGCGGCGAGGUGCCGUUGGCCGACAUGAUCGCCGAAUUCAAGAGGAGCUUGCGAGCCAAGAGGGACGAGAUCAAAGCGCUGGACGACAUGCGCAUCGAGAUUCUGCCCAAAGAGAAAUGCCAGUCCGCGGCCACUAGUAGUCUCGGCGGUCUGUCCGGCUCGUUCCGCAAAUUGGAGGUCGAUUGAGCCAUACGAAUCGUACACACGCGAUAUAUAAAUAUUUAUACACGAAGAGAUCAUUUUUGUUAAUAAUUUUUAAGUAUAUUUUAAUUUUAGUUGAAGUUAUUGCGAUCAGUCUGUGCGUGGAGGGGGACUUAAUUUCAUUAUGUAUUUCUAUUCAAAGUUGCGACGAGAUUGUAUCGUUUUAAUUGUAAUGUUGAUUAUGAAUAUUUAAUGUAUAGAUUAGUGAAGAAAACAACAAUAGCAGCAGCAACAAACGCAAACACGUGUGUGUGUCUGUGUUAAACGGGUGGUUUACAGUUACCUCAUGAUAAACGAAAAUACAACUGCAACAUUUUUUUUAUCCGAUCGUAAUUGUGAUCUCACGACUACGAGUGUUCGCGUCUCGUCGGAUACGAGCGAUAAUUCAUGGCUGUAUCAUAUUAUUAUUUAUUAUUAUAAUUAAAAGUAACACAUAAGUAUAAUUCAUGUAAAAAAAUAGCAGCAUAUGAAAACAUUCCACGAAUUAAAUAUAGCAUUUGAACCAGAUGCUUGAUCGGCUCUUGGAAGAUAUA
Trichogramma pretiosum is the source of this 1730-nucleotide messenger RNA. Its product is annotated as clavesin-2. Gene Ontology annotation, cellular component: membrane. The record is from RefSeq and is a predicted model, not a curated record. Lineage: Eukaryota; Metazoa; Arthropoda; Insecta; Hymenoptera; Trichogrammatidae. Bases 199 to 1182 code for a protein of 327 amino acids. Gene Ontology annotation, molecular function: phosphatidylinositol bisphosphate binding. The transcript has 3 exons.